AUGACAACAUACACCCCCCGCGACUUCUACGGUGGCGCAAUCAAAGGUCUAAUCCCGCAGAACUGGGUCGACGCAAGUAACGUCCGCGAAAUCCCCUCCCACCAAGAAGUCUACCUCUCCCGCACAACCCUAACAUCCCAAAUCACCGAAAUCAACCAACGCGUCACAGACCCCGAGACAUCCUCUCUCGAUACUCUCAUAAACACACAACUCCAAUCCCAGCCACUCAAGCCGGACGCAAAAGCAGCCCUGUACCAUGUCCACGACCUCUGCGAUGAGGACGAUAAGUUGGAGAUCGUGACGGCGCCGACACGGGUUAUUUUGAGGAAAUUCCCGGCUGGGGUUGUGGGGUAUCGGGGUGUUGUGAGGGUUGUUUCUCCUAAGGCUUCUUCUAGGGCUGGGGCUAGGGUUGGGUCUGGGGUUGGGAUUGGGGGUGCGGUUGCCGGGUCGAGUGCUGAGGGGGAGUUGACUAGUACUGUGACGUUGUGGUAUUUGGUGGUGAGGUUGGUGGAGCAGGAGACGGAUUUGGUGGUGUUUGUUAAUGUGCCGAGGGAGGAGUUUGAGAGGGCUGGGGAUUUGAGGGGGUUGGAGGCGGAGGAAAGGUUGGCUGAGGGGUUGAUUGAUGGUUUAGUACAGGAGUUGGAGGUUGUUGAUUGGGGUUUAUUUUGUUAG
Aspergillus oryzae RIB40 is the source of this 672-nucleotide messenger RNA. It is a transcript of the gene mog1, whose product is annotated as Ran GTPase-binding protein MOG1. The record is from RefSeq and is a predicted model, not a curated record. The transcript is spliced from 2 exons. Bases 1 to 672 code for a protein of 223 amino acids. Gene Ontology annotation, molecular function: guanyl-nucleotide exchange factor activity; small GTPase binding. NCBI's taxonomy places the organism in Eukaryota, Fungi, Ascomycota, Eurotiomycetes, Eurotiales, Aspergillaceae. Gene Ontology annotation, biological process: protein import into nucleus. Gene Ontology annotation, cellular component: nucleus.